AUGUUCUACAUUCAAUAUACAACUCAUCAAGAACUGGAUCAGCAUAAUUUUUUGAGUAUCACAGCAAACUUAACACCAUUCAGUGAAUAUAAUCAAAGUCCAAGAAAUAUGUACCAAUGUCAGACGGCUAAACAAACAAUGGGUACUCCUUCAUUAGCUUAUCGUCGUCGUAAUGAUAAUAAACUUUACUAUAUCACAACUCCUCAAGCUCCACUUGUACGAAUCAGUGUUUAUAAUCAAUAUUUGUUGGAUAAUUAUGCUAUGGGAACAAAUGCUAUUGUUGCUGUACUCUCUUAUACGAUAUGA
Molecule: messenger RNA, 306 nt
Organism: Didymodactylos carnosus
Lineage: Eukaryota; Metazoa; Rotifera; Eurotatoria; Philodinida; Philodinidae
Source: the annotation of a GenBank genome assembly